Messenger RNA from Cercopithifilaria johnstoni, 600 nucleotides. NCBI's taxonomy places the organism in Eukaryota, Metazoa, Nematoda, Chromadorea, Rhabditida, Onchocercidae. The record is from the annotation of a GenBank genome assembly.
AUGUUAUGCCGUUGUUUUAAAUUCGGAGCAGCUAAUUCUUCGAAUGCUACAGUCACGCCAGCUGUAAAGGCGCAAAAUUCCAAUGCAAAAGAUAAUGUAAUUUCACGAAUACCAUUAACAGAGAAGCAAAAAUUUGUGUUGACAAAAAAUUGGAAAGGUAUUGAUCGAGAAGUUACUGAAGCAGGUGUUGAAAUGUUUUUAAAGUUAUUUUCAUUGCAUCCGGAAUAUUUUGAAUUAUUUCCAUUUCAUGGUAUUGCUACUUCAAAUGAGGAAAAACAACGAAUGGAUGAAUCAUUGAGGGCACAUGGUGAAAAUGUGAUGAAAUUCAUUGGUCAAGUCAUUUCUAAUAUUGGAAAUGAUGAGAAAUUUUUCCAAUUAAUCGAUGAAAAUGGUCGCUAUCAUGCACACAAGAAACUUUUUAAACCAGAAUUAUUUUGGAUGAUAGAAGAACCAUUUCUCUAUUCGAUGAAAUCAAUAUUACGCGAGCGUUACACAGAUAAUAUGUGUUCAAUUUAUAAGACAGUAAUAAAAUUAAUAUUAUCAGAGCUGGUAAAAUCCUGUGAUGAUGAAUUGAGGAAAGGACAAACAAUAAAUGAAUAA